Neltuma alba is the source of this 1167-nucleotide messenger RNA. RefSeq lists its product as uncharacterized. The record is from RefSeq and is a predicted model, not a curated record. The coding region runs from base 1 to 1167 and encodes 388 amino acids. NCBI's taxonomy places the organism in Eukaryota, Viridiplantae, Streptophyta, Magnoliopsida, Fabales, Fabaceae. The transcript is spliced from 4 exons.
AUGGCUUCAACUGCUAUACCGGAACUAAUUUCAUUGAGAGUUGUUGUGGACAAAGAGCAAAACAGAGUGCUCUAUGCUGAAGCAGGGAAGGAUUUUGUGGAUAUUCUUUUAAGCUUCUUGACACUGCCGCUGGGAACUAUUACUAGACUCGUAAGCAAGGAUUCAAACACGGCUUGCCGAUUCGGAUGCAUAAGCUUGCUGUAUGAAAGCGUGGGAAAUCUGGACCCCAAGCAUUUGAAAUCAGAGACAUGCAAGCAAAUGCUGCUUCAGCCAAGGAACUCAAUGGAACGUUAUAAUCAAAACCUCAAACUCAACAUUGAUGACACUAAGCCAACCAAGUAUUAUGCUUGUGGACAUUGUCUUUUUCAAGGACCUUCUCUGGUGAGCACUUUCAAGAAUAUGAAAUGCAUAUGUGGGCGGGUUUUUACGUUCCUUCUGAACCCUUGCAAAUCGCUCUUAUGCAGUCCUGUGGUUGGCGGAUCCGAUAAAAACGCGAGUGGCAAUGAUACUAGAGAGACGGCACUCACAGAUUCAUUGUUAAGGAAGGAGCACAGCCUUGUGAAUUUUGAAAACUCAUUCAAGAUAACUGCGAGACCAGGCAGAGAGAACACUGGAACGAUGAAGAUGAAGGUAUUGAUCAGAAAAUCAAAGUUCAAGAUGUUGUGUGCUCAAGUUGAGGAAGAUUUCAUAGACCAGCUUCUCAGUUUCUUGACAUUCCCAAUAGGAGCAGUAGAAGGAGUUUUAGAAGGAAACUCUGGAUUGUGUCCGUCUCGGCUAAGUUGUUGUAACAACUAUGCUGUUGGUCCAUAUUAUUUGACGACUGCCGAUACUAGUUUGUGUGUCCGUGGUGUGAGAAGAAUAAGAAUAUGCGACCCUAAGUCCCCAAUAAUGGAGGACAAAUCAGGCAAUGGAUAUGCAAAGGGUAGAACCAAGUUCAUGGUUGCCGAUGACUUGUCUGUGAAACCUUUAUCAUCUCACAAUGUUUUAUCCCCUUUAACUGAAUUCAAGGUGCCUUACCAUGACUUGGAGCAAAGAACAAUCUGCAUUGCGGUACGAGAGGUUGUGAGCAUCCUUAAAGCUUCCAUGGUUUCAAAAUCAGCUUUGACAAUUGGCCUGAAAGAAUUUUUAUCAAAUAAUGUUAAGAAGAAGGGGAAACAAAGACGCUAA